Molecule: messenger RNA, 8665 nt
Organism: Pocillopora meandrina
Lineage: Eukaryota; Metazoa; Cnidaria; Anthozoa; Scleractinia; Pocilloporidae
Source: the annotation of a GenBank genome assembly
CUUAUGUGGAGCUUUAUGAUGGUGGGUCAACAAGUUCGCCUUUGCUGGGGCGAUUUUGCCAGGGGUCAUCUUGGAAUGAGACUCAGUUGUCGAGUGGAAACCAAAUGUUUGUGAUGUUCCAUCCUGGACAAACAGUUGAUCGUGGAUUUGAAGCGAAAUAUAAAUCCAUACCGACCGGUGGUGAGUACCCUGUGAAGUUUAUUCUGAAUAUCCUCUUUUAUAAUCAUCAAACAUUUUUGUUGCGCGAGUCUGGUCUUGGUGCGUUACGCAACCGACUAUGCCCCAACUUGCAUGUCAUUUCAUACUUUUAUAUUUUUAAGAGACAGACAGACUUUCGCCGCUCACCACGAUCACGCUGAGUUACCCUCGCCUUCUUCUGAAAGAAAACGUAUUUAACAUUUCUCUUUCACGAGGGUCUCAAUGGGGUUAACCGUUAGCCGUAAAACGGCCAAAAACUUUACACGUUAGACGUAGAAAUUGACAGAUUUUUUAAAAGAAGAGAAGACUUAAAAUUCCAUUCCCUAAAAGCUGAAACUCUCUAUUGGGGCGGCGUGUCUGAGUGCUUAGGGCGCUGGACUUGUAAUCUGUUGGUCUCGGACUCAAGUCCUCCGCCCUGCUACUCACUCGAUUGGUUUUCGGUUGCCCCGAGUAUAACUCCCACCAAUGGCAUAGCUCCACUUUCUACAUAUAAAUCCACACACAACCCACAAUUCCUCUAAUCGCUUCGACGAAGGGCUAAUGCUCGAAACGUCAGCCUUUUUACCCUUUACGGUGGCUAAUUUACGUUUUCAACCCAGUUGUUAACACUAAAUUACCUGCUAUACUCUCCCACCGACGCAGCACCACAGUUUCUUUAGAAACUUACCCCUUUAUUCAUUUGUCAUUUAUUUGCUGCGACCACUAACUCUUACCUUAGAAUUUUUCUAUCUACAGAUCUCAAAAAAAAGCUUAAAAAAAAGCUUAAAAAAAAGCCUAAAAAAAAGUCUAAAAAAAAGCUUAAAAAAAUUUACCAAGGAGCUACGCCAGGAAAUCGUAAGUUACCUUUUUCCUUUCCCCCCUAUUAGUGAAGAUCUAGCAUUCCGUUUAGCCGUUCUCAUUUUCGCCAAAACUAGGUUUUAUAGUCACAUCCAUUUCAUCGGCCGUUGCCUUCAUUCCAAAGUUAUUCCUAAGGGUUUUCGCUCCAAUUUUCACACAUCUUCUUUUUCUCAUUCGAAUCAAUAUCGUCACCAAAUUCAGUGCGCCCAAAAUUCUUUUUCACGCAAUAAAAAUCUCAUCAUUACCACUCCUAGAACUUCGUGUAUUUACUUUUUACCUAAAAUCCACAAACCUAACAACCCAGGUCGACCCAUCGUUUCUGCCUGCAGUUGUCCCACUGAACUUAUUUCCAGCUAUUUAGUCAAAAUUAUGUCACCUAUCGUCAAAACUCUACCGUCUUACAUUAAGGACAGCCAACAUGCACUUGAAAUUUUUCGUGACUUUAGUUUCCUCGACCAAAACAAACUUAUUUUCACCAUGGAUAUAACAUCUCUUUACACUGUCAUUCCCAAUGACGAAGGUCUCCGGGCCCUCAAACAUUUUUUUCGAUCAACGCACUGUUAAGAAACCUAGCUCUGUAACACUACUCCGUCUGGCCGAACUAGUACUCACACUCAAUUGCUUUUCAUUCGGUGGUAACUACUACAAACAAACUAAUGGCGUGGCCAUGGGUACUAAAAUGGGACCCAGCUACGCCAAUCUUUUUGUAGGUUUUAUCGAACAUCAAUUUUUUAGCCAAUACCACGGCCCAAAACCUCAACUCUAAGGCCGCUACAUUAACGAUUGCAUCGGCGCUACCUCCUCUACCAAAGAGGCGCUCACUCAAUUUAUAACCGCCGUCAAUUCCUUUCAUCCGGCUCUUAACUAUACCUGGGAAAUUUCCGACACUUCUUUGGCUUUUCUAGACAUCAAAAUUUCAAUUGAAGGCAACGGCUUAUGUACUAGUGUUUACUACAAACCUACAGAUUCACAUAGUUACUUGUUGUAUUCAUCCUCACAUCCAUCACACGUCAAGAACUCCAUACCUUUUUCACAGUUUCUCAGACUUCGUCGUUUAUGUAGUGACGACUCUUAUUUUUCUGAAAAAUCAGAGGCAAUGUGCCAGUUUUUCGAUAAACGCGGCUAUCCUGUUUCUGUCGUUCAAGCGGGCUACCACCGUGCCCAACAAAUCGAUCGACAGGCAGCACUACAAACGGCCGAGAAGGAGAACACUGACCGCAUUCCAUUUACUCUUACAUUUCACCCUCACAACCAUGCAGUUAAAUCUAUCAUUCUUAAAAAUUUUAAAUUACUCCGAAACGAUUCAGAGACUGGCACUAUCUUUUCGCAACCCCCACUUAUUUCAUUAAAACGUGACAAAAACAUAGGCAACUUUUUAGUCAGGAGUUCAUUUCAAACCAAUGACCAAUCUGGAACUUUUAAAUGCGCUCGCUCACGAUGCAAAACUUGUCCUUUCAUUCAUAACGUAGAGAAAAUAUCGGGACCCAAAAGAUCCAUUAAGAUCAUUGAUUACUUUACGUGUACCUCCGCCAAUGUUAUUUACUGCAUAACUUGCACUUAUUGCAAUAAGUUAUACAUCGGCGAAACAGGAAGACGACUGGGUGACCGAUUCCGAGAACACCUUCGCGAUGUGGAAAGAAAUGACAAGGACGCAUCCAAACCAGUCGCUAGACACUUUAAUCUUCCUAUUCAUUCUAAACAGCAUAUGGCAGUUUGCGGCCUUUCCUUACAUCUAGGCAGUUCGGAAAGCCGUAAAACACUAGAACAAAAAUUUAUAUUCCAAAUCGGCACCCUUAAUCCCCACGGAAUCAACGAGCGCUUUUCAUUCAACUAAUUUAUUCCUGUUUUCUCGUCACCAUAUUCCCACCAAUGGCGUAGCUCCACUUUCUACAUAUAAAUCCACACACAACCCACAAUUCCUCUAAUCGCUCCGACGAAGGGCUAACACAAUUGUCAACACUGAAUUACCGAGUAUAACCCCUCGGCUGCGCUGAGUAAAUAGCCAACUGGUCUUUUUAAUUCCAGUUGGGGUCUUGAAGCAUUUUAUACUUGUAGUGUAACAGUCACUCUGAAAAGCCCCGCGUGGACGAGCCAAUAAAGUAUGUGUGUAUGUAUGUAUGUAUGCGUGUAUGUAUUUAUGUAUACAGCAAACGAUAUGUUUCCUCGCUAAUGAGAACUUUUGCAGUUUACGCCAGAAAUUUAUACCUUCGUCGGAGGUCUUUAUCCUUUUAUUACAUAUUUUUUUAAGGUGUAGACCCCUGUUCAGAAUAUCCCUGUGCCAACGAUAGCACAUGCGUGGAUAAUGAAGACAGUACCUUUAAAUGCAUAUGUCCUCCCGGUGUCACCGGUGAUCGCUGCCAAGUCGGUGAGUAUUUCACUUGUUCAAGUUUGAAAUUCCACUUCCGAGAAUCUUACUCUUUUUUGAUGUGAGAAUUUUGACGUAGGCAAAGUGUUUCGUCACGCAUGAGAGGUUUCGUAAUCUACUCCGGUAUGUUUCAAUUCCAAUUGCUACCUUUUAACUUUUAUCCUUAUUUCUAAGGUUUAGACCCCUGUUCAGAAUAUCCCUGUGCCAACAAUGGCACUUGCGUGGAUAAUGGAAACAAUACCUUCAAAUGCAUAUGUCCUCCCGGUGUCACUGGUGAUCGCUGCCAAGUCGGUGAGUAUUUCACUUGUUCAACUUUGUUUGUUUGUCUUUUCUUAAGGAAUAUAUUUUCGAUAAAUAGCGAUUCCCACUCAUCAUAUUCCUUACCGAUAUAAUGAGAAAUUUGUUCUUGUGUGAAUGGCUUAAAUUUGUUUUUCAGAUAUUGAUGAGUGUCGGGAGAACAAGGACCACUGUCAAGAUAUCUGUGAGAAUACUAUGGGGAGUUACUACUGCUCUUGCUCAGAUCCAGAGUUAAGCGUUGCACGAGACAAGCGCCAUUGUAUUGGUGAGAAAUAAUCUAAUGGAGCAAUUUUCCAUGUAGUUGGAAUAAAAGGUUGUUAACAUGUUGUUUGAUUAUUUGGUAGAAACAGUGAAUGAUGAGCACUUUACAGGAUGGCCUCGAAGUAUCAGUCUAUGGCGAUCGGCCUUUUUGGUCUUUAAGUUUUGGUGUUCUUCUUGCCAAAUACGGGUUUAUCAUAAUUAACAUCCCUGUCAGAUUUUAAACGAAAGUUGUUCGUAUAUUUCAAAGUACAAGUUUUUCCUUCGUCUAGAGCCUUGAGCAAUUGCGCAGAUUACACGACUAUAACAUGAUGGCGACGUGACCGUGAGGGAAAUGGCAAUAAAAAUUAUUUUGGGAGAGAGUGAGAGAAGUAAUCAAAAAGUCUCGUCUUUUUUAAGCACGGAGACUAUUUAUCAUUGGUGACCUAUUCUUGAGCAUUUUUGUUCUAUAAAUCAAUUAUCCUUCGCAGCUACUUAAUGUCGCAGUCAGAUUUUGACAAUACAGGUUUCUAUUUUUGUAUUCUGUAUGUUGCCCUUAAGCGUUUAGCUAUAUUGGCAUCUUACCUCUACAGAGUCUUAAAAUGAAAUCUGAUAUUUUAUUUCAACAGCCGAGGGAGUGGAAGUAGACUGUGGCCAAGACGAAAUAACUAUUACUCUACCCAAGUCUCUCCUCUUGGGUCUUGACCGUGAACACCUGAGACUAAUAGACGCGAACUGCACAGCCACUGAAAACGAGACUCACUUUUUCCUUCAUACCGAAACUGGAAAGUGUGGUACCAUUUCGAAGCAUAAUAAGGAUUACGUUAUAUACAGCAACAUGGUGUCCGAAAUACCUAUAGAAGAGAACAAGAUUGUGACGCGCUUGCGCCAGGCUAUGAUCCCCUUCGACUGCUUUUACUCCAAUUGGGGUGUGGCGUCUUCCAUUGGAAUCAGGCCAUCAGGCAGGAAGAUCAUUUUUUCUUCCGAGGGAUUUGGAAAGUUUACUCUCAGUUUGGAUUUGUUCCGAAGUUCUCAGUAAGACAAAUCUAUACAAUCGUGAAUAUGGUCUAUUCCAUUUGCUACUAUGCAAAUUGUAUAUUAUCGUACUUGACUGGGUCAUUUUAUAGAUAUGAGGUCGAACACAAAGCCUUUCUUGAGAAAAUAGUUGUAUUUGUGUGGGAAAAAGAUAACUUUAUGUUAGAGGCAUGACACUGCGUGACUGUUGUUUUGAAAAAAAAGAUAAGAUUUGGAUUCCGAUGUAAUGCGUUUUCGAUCUUAACCUACAUAAUUUUUGCGAUUGCGCAGUUCCUUCAAGGAAAUUUGCGAGUGCUGAAAAGAUUGUCGAAAUUAAUUUUUAGCUCCAAAAGAAGUCUAUCAAAUUACGAUUUUCAAAUUAUUGCGCGUAGCUUAUUCAAAAUUUAAAAUGAUACAAUUACUGAAAAUUUAAAGGUUGUCUUCUCUUGAUUUGCCCUUAUAAUCACCACAAAGCCAAGAUGUUAGAAAGAUGCUGAUGAGUGCAAUCCAAUUUUUCGACUGACACUUUUGAAACCAAAAUGUGCUUAAAAGGAUUUUAAUAAUGAUACAAAGUGGCGACCGAGAGGACGUUUUAACACUAGAAAGGUCCAUUUCGGUAUUUAAAUCUCCAAACAUGGAUUUUAGCAUAAAAUUAUUACUAACUUUUCUGAGUUUGUACAUCGCUUUUGUUCAAGAAAAUUACUUGUUCAUGUCGAAUAGACGCAAGCCUCAAGAAGUAAGGUCUAAUUGUAUUUCAACUCUUUCCUUCCAUCAGAUUCAUUGCUCCCUUCUCUCAGGAUGACUUCCCUGUUGAAUUCACAAUCCGUGAACGAGUGUACUUUGAAACCCGUGUCGACAGCGAGGACUCAACAUUGUCAAUCUUAGCCCUGAAAUGCUAUGCCACCCCCUAUCAGGACAGGAAUUCUCAGCCCAGAUAUGAUAUUAUUAAAGACGGGUAGGUAACUCUCAUUACGUUUUUUGCUCCAUGACUUAAACGAGGUGUUCAAGUUUUGCCUCAAAAAAUCCAUUGCCAAUUGAAAGUUGAAGGUGAGGGAAUAACAAAUUUUUCAUGUCAUGAAAACUUGAGGAUAAGGAGAAUAACUGUUUUCUUGUAACCUCGAGGGUUUACUUAUGCAACUACUCUUUUUUAACUAUGUUUUUCUUUAAAAAUAUUCGGUGUGUAGCCAGACAUAUUAAAAAAUUUUGUGAAAAAGAAAAAAGUUGACAUUGGUCAAAAAAUAUAUUGUUCUGGGCGUUUCGGCUACUCCUGUUGCCUUCUAUAACAAAGAUAAAAAUGCAAAAUGUCUAACGGCGUCCUGUUUGGUAUAUUGUUACACUUUAAAACAUUCCUUCGAGAUUUAGUUUUAUCACACAUCGUGGACAUAAAUAAUAUGCCAAGCAGGACGCCGUUAGCCAUUUUGCAUUUUUAUCUUUGCUGAAGACGGCAACAGUAGUAGCCGAAACGUCCAGAACAAUAUAUUUUUUAGCCAGUAUCAACUUUUUUUAUUCUUUUUACCAAAAUGUUUUUCUUUCUUUCUUCCAAAUCAAUUUCAAUAGUUUCGUUGAACAGCCAAAAUAUUCCCAUCUCAUGUUAUUAAAUAAAUUAUUCAUCGAUUGAUUGAAACUAAUUAGAGGGCAUGCAUCUCUCCAAUCACUCGAGCUUUUAUCCCAAGAGACAGUCAAAACUACGGUGGCCUCUGACUACCAUUAUAAAUGAAAGAAAAAAAGUGGAUAUUUCUGUUUAAGUUAUAACAAAGGAUCCAAAGUUACCUUUGUGAACUUUGGAUGCGUAGCUCUAACUUUGGAUUCGUGGUUUAAAGGUUGGAUUCUUAGCUACAACUUUAACACCACUAUUCACUCAGUUACAAGUCACGGAACCAAAACCUCACCUCACAAGUAAUUAAUAAAUAAAUACGUUAAAAGUUUGUCUAGCAAGGGUGAUUCGUGAGAGUGCUUUUGAUAAACUUGUAACCGACAAACUUUACAGAACUGGUCUUAUUUUCUCACUUUCUGCAGGUGCUCGGUCGACAAUGAUGACACACUUCAAUUCCAUGACAGUCCCGACAGCCAGUCUCAGCGCUGGAGCCUUGAAGCCUUCCAAUACGUCAGCAACCACGCGUUUGUGUUUUUCCAUUGCGAGGUCCAAAUCUGUGACGCCGCAGAUCCUGCCUCAAGAUGUGCUCAAGGCUGCGUACAGCGAAGACGACGAAGCGAGGGGGUUCUUCAUGACAACCCGGGUAACAAAUACGCUCUGGCCCAAGGUCCUAUCGCACUGAACCGCGAGAACAGAGAGGCGGAAGCGGUUGCCUUGGAUGAGACUAAGCCCAAAGUUAAUACAGGCAAGUAUUUGAAGUAAAUGUUUUAAAGCAUUUGGCAAUGCUAACAGCAAGAUGCAGAAAUAUCUGAACAGGUGUUCAAGACAUAUCUUAAGUCCAGACAAAAAAAUUACUCGGUAGAUGGUUUUGACUCAGGAGCGAGAAUCGACACCGCUGUAGCCUGAUCGUCCAGGUGAGAGAAAGUCCGCCCUGAAAACGACAGCCGUCAGUAAAAAUGGAAGACGUUUCGACAAUGUGAAUGAAAAUGAUAGGAUUCUCUUUUGCUUAGGGUGUCGAAACUUGACUCAUUGUCAAGCACAACCUCCUAUUGCAGGGCCACUCUCACUCACUCUCAUUCCUUAUGAUCAGACCACACAAGUAGCAGAAAAUGAUUCUACCGCAGUCUCAGUAUAAACAAACAAGUGCUACACUAAAAUGUAUUCAAAGAAUGACUUGAGAGAGAUGACUUGGUAACUUAACUACAUUCCCAACGUCACUAUUUCAUAACCAACUCCUCAUAAACGACUAGUUUAUCGCAUCUACAGACAAACUGGACGACCAAACGAACGGCACAUAUCGGAGCUGACCGACCAAAACUUGCAAACGCAGUUUCAACCCCUUGGCUGGUAGAACAAACAAACCACGCAACAAAGGAUUAAUUAGUUUUGUAGUAUCAACUUAAUAACAUUGCAACGUUUCAAAGGUGUAUCUCACUAUGUUUCAGGUCCACCCUCCUCAGAUGAUACGACAUGAUUAAACUAAGCUCGAUUUUCUUACUUUUCCUUUAUCAGGUUUCAACGUGCCUGUUAUUGCCUCGUUGGGUGUGUUCAUUGGAUUUUGCAUUGUGGGAAUGGCAUGGCUGAAGAUAACUUCGGAUAGAAAGAGAGUCGCAAAGCAGUUCAUACCGCUUUACGAGGACCUGCAAAAGUGAUAACUUCUUAGAAGAUUUUCUGACCACUUUUGCUGAGCGUAGAUGUAUAAAAAAGUCUUAACGCAAUUCUGGAUAUCGUGUUCAAUGAUAUCUAAAUCGGAGAUCACAUCCUCAUUGCUGUUUGACUACAAUGUCUUAGAAAAGUUACGUUUUCAGCCGUAGGCAUCGCAUAACCAAGUGCACGUCUUCAACUGAAUUUUCCAUUCACCAGGCCAUUUGUUAACAAUUAAAUUUGCAAUUUUUCGCUUCUUUUAAUGUUUAAUCUGAGCAUAAUCGUGAUUAGCUAUUUUUGUAACAAAACCAAAAACCAUUUUUUACAUGCUAAAGCUUGGACUGACGAUCUUUAAGUCGUCGUUGCUUUAAAACGUCAUUUUCAACGGCUUAUUUUCAAUCAAUGCACUUUUCCCACCUUCUUGAACCCUCAGUCAGUCUGAUUAUAGCCCCCAGUGGCUAUCAUCUCUCAUUGGUAUA